AUGUCCCCCCGCUCCACCGCGUCCGUGUGCGCGCUGCUGGCCCUGCUGGCUCUUCUGCUGCCGCUCCAAGUGAUCUCGCAGGAUUUAGACCUGUCUGACGCUCUUGGUCCUGAUGAUGAUGAUGUAGUGACUCCUCCACCCAAGCCUGCAGUACCAGCCGCUCCAGCAGGGGGGGCUGGAGGUACAGACCUUUCCCUGUCCGACUUCUUCGAGGCCACAACCACCAAAGCCCCGCCCGUCACCACCAAGGCCCCGGUGAAGCCCAAAACAGUCCCAGCUCCUGAUGACUUUGACCUGGCUGAUGCACUGGACCCUAACAACGACAUUACUGCAAAGGAUAAAAAACGGGUCCCGGGAGGUGGAUUCUCUGAUGACGACCUGUUGGAUGUGGGGAAAGACAACACGUACAAACCAGACAAGGGCAAAGGCAACAAGCCCAGUGACCACAUCGACCAGUACGACGACAACACAGAAACCACGGCUGAGGUGGGAACCAUCGCCGGUAUCGCAAGCGCCGUCGUCAUGGCGCUGGUGGGGGCCGUCACCAGCUACAUCUCCUACCAGAAGAAGAAAUUCUGCUUCAGUAUACAGCAGAGUCUGAAUUCAGAAAUGGUGAAGUCUGAGAACCCAGACGCCGUCGUGGCCACAGAGCCUCAAGUCCAGCAGAACCUCCUGGAGUCGGCCAACGCUGAGCCUCCAGCCGAAGAGAACACUGUGUAA
Molecule: messenger RNA, 720 nt
Organism: Knipowitschia caucasica
Lineage: Eukaryota; Metazoa; Chordata; Actinopteri; Gobiiformes; Gobiidae
Source: the annotation of a GenBank genome assembly